AUGCAAGACCUAACUGCUCAGGUUAAGAGCGGUCUACUGCGGUUUCCAGAGACGACACUUCAGGCACUAGGGGAAGAUGAGAUAGCCCUAGAUUCUGUGCUGUGCGGGAAGUUUUAUAGAGGGAGAAAUGGGCUAGCAUGGUUGGCGUGCGGCCCUCAACUUGAGGUGGUGAACUCUGUGACAGGAGAGUGGCGCUCUGCGUACCGUUUCCGUGGGAUAAAAAAAGAACAGCCUCCCAUUGUUCGUGUGGUAAAAGAGUUUUCCUGGCAGAAGAGGACUGGCCUAUUGAUUGGGUUGGAAGAAGCAGAGGGAAGUGUUCUCUGUCUGUAUGACCUUGGAAUAUCAAGAGUGGUUAAAGCUGUUGUUCUUCCAGGAAGGGUAACUGCUGUAGAACCCAUAACUAAUCACGGAGGAGCCAGUGUGAGCACUCGGCACCUACAUCAGAGUCUGCGAUGGCUCUUUGGAGUGGCAGCAGUGGCUACAGAUGUUGGCCAUCUGCUUCUGGUUGACCUUUGUUUGGAUGAUUUAUCUUGCAAUCAGAAUGAAAUAGAACCAUCAGAUCUAGAAGUUGUCACUAGAAUUCCUGCUGAAGUUCCGCAAAGAAGAGAAACUGCGACCAGAGAAGGGAGACAUCUCUGUUUUCAAUUACAAACCCCUUCAGGAACAGCCAUAUCAACCUUGUGCUACAUAAGCAGAAGCAAUCAGCUCGUCGUGGGUUUUUCAGAUGGCUACCUGUCACUAUGGAAUAUGAAAACUUUGAAGAGGGAGCACCAUGCUCAGCUUGAAGGAGGCCAGAUUCCCGUCUAUGCUGUUACUUUUCAAGAGCCUGAGAAUGAUCCUCGCAAUCGUUGCUAUUUGUGGGCUGUUCAGUCUACACAAGAAGAUGAAGGCGAUGUUGUGAGUUUACAUCUGUUACAGUUAGUGUUUGGUGACAGAAAACGCUUGGCAUCAGGACAAGUCAUGUAUGAGGGUUUGGAAUACUGUGACGAAAGGUACAGUUUAGAUCUCACGGGUGGAGUCUUUCCCAGGAGAGGGCAGACCAGCAAUACUAAAUUACUGAGCUGUCAAACUGUAGAAAAAUUUUGCAACCACGUUGACAGAGAGGAAAGCGUUAAUGAAGUAAUAUCGCCUGACACCAGUGUAUCCAUCUUCAGUUGGCAAGUGAAUACCUACGGUCAGGGAAAACCAUCUACUUAUUUGUGUGUAUUUGACAUUAAUCGCUGGUAUCACGCUCAAAUGCCAGAUUCGCUAAGGCCGGAAGAAUUUCUUUAUGAUUGCCCCUAUUUUGCAAUGUGGUCACUGGAUACUGUGAUAAACAUGACUUCUCCAAACCUCAUUUUGGAUAUUCUGGUACGUGAGCGGAGUCUAAGUCGGGGAGCUCCUCCUUCUUAUCCACCACCUGAGCAGUUUUUCCAUCCAAGCACCUAUAAUUUUGAUGGUACGUGCUUGCUGAACUCCGGAGUUGUCCAUAUGACUUGCACCGGCUUCCAGAAGGAGACCCUGAAGUUUUUAAAGAAAUCCGGUCCUUCGAUAAGUGAAGCCAUUCAUGAUAGCUACAGGAGGUGUCUUGUAGCUGGCUUGCUGUCUCCAAGACUAGCUGAUGUCCAGCCAUCCAGUUUGAGUCAGGAGGAGCAGUUGGAAGCAGUGUUGUCAGCUGCUGUCCAGACAGGUUCUUUAGAACUUCUGACUGGAUGCCUUAAACGUCAGGCAUCUGAAGGGCAGCCAAGUUCUGCUGCUAAUUUACGGUUUGUUCUUGAGUGGACGUGGAACAAAGAGAUCUAUACAAAAGAUGAGUUUGACCAAAUGUGUGUUCCGCUCUUUGACGGCUCUUGCAACUUCAUUGACCCACAGACUUUACAGUCUCUUCAGCACUGCCAGUUGCUUUUGAGCAACCUUAGCAGAGUCUUAAACUGUUUUCUAACUGAAAAAGGCUUUGCAAACUUGACAAAUAAGCGGAUGGUAGCUAGCCUCAUUUCUUUGUAUGCCCAAGUGGUCAUCUGGUUCUGUCGAUCCAGUCUCCUUCCGGAGGGUUUAGAUGAUGAUAUGCAUUUGUCUCGACCUUUCUACAAUUAUCCUCUGAUUCAGAGCUACUAUACUGGUCAUCGACAGAAACUUGAGCGUUUAUCAAGAGGAAAAUGGGAUUCUGACUGCUUGCUGAUUGACGGAAUGGUUUCCCAGUUAGGAGACCAAGUUGAGAAGUUGUGGCGGAGAGACAAAGGAGGGACUGGGAAAUAUCCCCCUGCUAGUUUACAUGCACUGCUGGAUCUCUAUUUGCUAGAAAGCGUUGAAGAAAGCGACAAACAUGCAAUUACAAUUUACUUGCUGCUAGACAUCAUGCACUCCUUUCCGAAUAAAGCAGAAACUGCAAUCGACUCCUUCCCAACUGCCUUUGCUAUCCCUUGGGGUCUGGUUAAGCUUAUUCAAGCUUUUUGGCUGCUAGAUCACAACGAUUAUGAAAACUCGCUGGCCCUGCUCCUUCACCCAGCUACGAUCAAAACUGUGUCAUGGCAACAUACGAGAAUUAUUCAGUCCCUCAUGUGCCAAGGGGAGCAUAGGCAAGCCCUCCGGUACAUCCAGAUGAUGAAGCCGCCAAUGUCAAGCAGUACUGAAGUGCGACUUUUCCUCACUGUGUUGUUGUCCAAUAGGUGCCUGGCAGAGGCUUGGGAUCUGUUUCAGCAACAUAAAACUACCUUAAACGUCGAAGAGCUGUUAAAACACAUGUAUGAAAUCUGUCAGGAGAUGGGACUAAUGGAAGACUUACUGAUGCUACCUUUCACCACCACUGAACAAGAGUGUUUUGAGAAGUUUUUACAGACCAACGCUGGUGUUCAGAGUCAUGAACAGCUUCUAGUCCACCGUCUGCAGAGUCCCAACUAUAUCCCAGCACUACAGUUGAAUCAGUCAAUGAAGGUUAAUCUUAUGAAUGAUUGUGAUCUUCACUUGAGGGAAAGAGCAGUUGCCAGAAAUUCAAUAUUAAACCGAUGUGGCAAGAUCCUUCCUAGAGUUCAAAGGAAGCUGGCUGCAGAGAGAGCCAAGCCUUACCAUUUGCCUUCAUCCAUCUUAAGAGGAGGCUCAAGACCAAAGCCAUUAUCAACAGUAACAAAGCAAGCUAAUGCAGGAAAUGUGCAUACAAGAGCAACUUUCAGCAGUAAUGCAUUGUCCAAAAUUGGAGAAGUCUGGGUAGGAGAUGAGCAGAAAACCAGUUUCUCACAACGUGAUAGGUAA
This is a messenger RNA of Grus americana (Whooping crane), 3225 nucleotides long. RefSeq names its product protein ELYS-like. Bases 1 to 3225 code for a protein of 1074 amino acids. Lineage: Eukaryota; Metazoa; Chordata; Aves; Gruiformes; Gruidae. The record is from RefSeq and is a predicted model, not a curated record. The transcript is spliced from 24 exons. Gene Ontology annotation, molecular function: protein binding.